GCGGAGCAGGAGGGGGUGGUUCGGUGCGGGGGCCGUUGGCUCCAGACAAAUAAACAUGGAGUCCAUCUUCCACGAGAAACAAGAAGGCUCACUUUGUGCUCAGCAUUGCUUGAAUAAUCUAUUACAAGGAGAAUAUUUUAGCCCUGUGGAACUAUCUUCUAUUGCACAUCAGCUGGAUGAAGAAGAGAGGAUGAGAAUGGCUGAAGGGGGAGUUACUAGUGAAGACUAUCGCACAUUUUUACAGCAGCCUUCUGGAAAUAUGGAUGACAGUGGUUUUUUCUCUAUUCAAGUUAUAAGUAAUGCUUUGAAAGUUUGGGGUUUGGAACUAAUCCUGUUUAACAGUCCAGAGUAUCAGAGGCUCGGAAUCGAUCCCAUAAAUGAAAGAUCAUUUAUAUGCAAUUAUAAAGAACACUGGUUUACAGUUAGAAAAUUAGGAAAACAGUGGUUCAACUUGAAUUCUCUCUUGACGGGUCCAGAAUUAAUAUCAGACACAUACCUUGCACUUUUCUUGGCUCAAUUACAACAGGAAGGUUAUUCUAUAUUUGUUGUUAAGGGUGAUCUGCCAGACUGUGAAGCUGACCAACUCCUACAGAUGAUCAGGGUCCAACAGAUGCAGCGACCAAAACUUAUUGGUGAAGAAUUAGCACAACUAAAGGAACAGAGAGUCCAGAAAACAGAUCUGGAACAAGCCUUAGAAGCAAAUGAUGGGUCAGCAGCAUUAGACGAAGAUGAGGAGGACUUGCAGCGGGCUCUGGCACUAAGUCGCCAACAGAUUGACAUGGAGGAUGAAGAAGCUGAUCUCCGCAGGGCUAUUCAGCUCAGUAUGCAAGGUGGUUCCAGAAAUAUAUCUCAAGAUAUUCCACAGACAUCAAGUACACAUCUUACUUCAGAAGAGUUACGGAAGAGAAGAGAAGCCUACUUUGAAAAGCAGCAGCAACAGCAACAACAGCAGCAGCAGCCACAGCAGCAGGAAGAGGAGCCACCAGGACAGCUCUCACACCCGUGUGAAACGCUGACCACAAGUUCAAGAGCACUUGGCAAUGAGCUAGGUGAUGCUAUGAGUGAAGAAGACAUGCUUCAGGCAGCUGUGACCAUGUCUUUAGAAACUGUUAAAAAUAAUUUCAAAACAGAGGGAAAAAAAUAAUACCUUUUACAAAUCCCUUAGAUCUUCAUACUUUCCAACAUUAUCCUGUGUGGUCACAGCCAUAGGGUCCAUUUUGGUGAUGUGUCAAAGAGAACAAUGUUCAACAGAGGAAAUAAGACUUUUAGGUGGUUUGAAAACAAAAAGAUGACAAAGUGGAAAAAUGCAUCAGUCAUAGGACUAAAUAAUGAUCCUCCAAAUGGUAGCCAAAGAGGCAUUCAGCAAUUAAAGAAAUUUUAAAUAGUUUUCUAAAUGUCUCUUUUUCAUUUUUGAGUGUGCAAUAUCUAAAAUUAGGGCAUUUUUCUUGGAUCUUUUUGCAGACCAACUAAUUAGUUCUUGCCACAGAACUUUUCCCAUACAUUUUUGUUUUCUUUUUCUCCCUUCUGUGUAGGUAAUUUGGCUCUCUUUCAUCAUCUAAUACUUGCUUUAAUUUCUUAUUAACCAAAUUCACCUUUUAGGACAGUGUUUCUUCUCAUGUUGAUAAUAGUAACGUUUCCAGAAGGAUGAGCUGUUCGCUCUCCACCUAUGUGAGGUGCACUUGGCUGUUUUCUCAUGUUAUUGACUCUGAUCAUCAUGGCUCUGCUACUUGGUUUUUCGUAUUUUUUACAACUUUUUUUUUACAACUCUUUUAAAAGAUGGUUAUCUUUCUUGAGGUUUGCUUUUUAAGCCCUUCAAGAUGGGAUCAUUAUUUCAUGAUUCUGGUGCAUUCCUAAACUCUGAAAUCAGAUCUGCACAAGUAUUUCAGAAUAAAUGAACAUUUUUUAAAAAUGUGUGAGCACAUCCUUUCCCAGAUGCUUUAUUGAAUGUCUUCUCAGUUUUGGCCGAACUUUGCAGCUUUGCCGUAACCCUAAUUCCAGCACCUUAUUCUUUCCUCUCUUUUCCAAUUGAGAAAAGCAAGUAUGCAAGCAAAUUUUCCUUCUGUUAACACUCAUAAGACAACGUAUAAUACCCACCAUGAAUGUAUGAUAGACAAAAUUGGCCUUCAACUUUAGUAGCAGUUUCUUUUUAUUUUUCUCGUGACUGGAGCAGUCUGUUCUAUUUACAGCUGAUUCAUGAAAUAUAAGUGUCUGCUUCUGCUGUACAUCUUCUAGUAGGUAUAGCUUGCCAGAGGUGAUGAUCUGGAACAUGAAAAUAAUUUACUAACAAAAUAUAUUUAAAUUUAUACUUUGAUUUAAUACUUGCAUCACGUUUAAAUAGCUUAAGAAUCAUAGAAGUCACACAGUACUUAAUGGGUCUGUAAAUUAGAAAGUCUUUAGUUAUGAUAAACAUUCUUGCAUUAGGAUGCAGUUUCUUGCUAGGUCAAUACAAUGGAAUGAUUUUGGUGAAAACUAACCAUAUCUUUUGAAUUAGGCAUUUAGAUUCUGUCAUCUAUUCCCCAUCCCUCAUUCUCCAUCCCCUUUUGAAGCCCUUUUGAAUGUUAAAUUGUUCAUAAGCUAAAAUUUAAGAAGAAAUUUCAGCUGACGACUUAGAAAGUUACAGUAUGGUAUGUUGCCGUACUGGUGUGUGGCUGCACACAUUUUAUCAGGGAAAUUUUUUUGAUCUAGGAUUUAUUCGUAUUGCUAAGUGAAAAGAGAUGAGAAAAUGCCUUUUAUUUAUGAUUAUGAUACAGCUUUUUCUUGGAUAGUGACAGAUUUUUUUAUUUGUUAUUUUGUGCCAAAUGACGUCUUCUGAAAUUUCCCUUACAUAAAAUAAGAGUUUUACUUUAAAAUCUAAAGUUUUCUUUUGACAAUUGAAAAUGUUUCAGAAGAAUUACAAAUUUUAGAAUUACAAGGGAUGUUAGAGUUUAGCCCUGCUCCCUCAAGACUUACAAACCAAAAUAUGGUAGGCAUAGUUUUCCACGGGUAUUUGGCCUUUACCUUUUCCCUUUGAAAAAUUACAUUAAACUUUUCAUACACUUGAAUUGAUGAGCUAUCUGAUAUAAAAAUGAGAAAACGAAUAUGCGUAAAUUUAACCUUAGUGUUUAUAAAGUUCUUAUACACCCUUGUUAAAGCCUUUAAGGAAAUAUGGCAUGUUGACGUUUGUUUGUUAGGGAUUUUUUAAAAGCAGAGCUGAGCACACACUGGAUACAUUUGAAUGUGUUUAUUUAGUUUGUUGUAAAAUUGUUAUAUUUGGCAGGCAGAUCCAGAAUCACUAGUAAACUGUCAUCUUAUUUGCAUUGGCUUAAAUUUAAUUGAACAUUCAAAUUCCAUUGAUUGGCUGGUAUGAAAAGAUGCCAAUGCUCAUAACCACAGUACCAGAAAAUUUAAAAGUGAUAAAAAGCUGCAGUUCACACAUUAGGAACUGCUAUUUACUUAUAAACCACCUGCAAGAAAGUCAGGAACAAUGAGAUUCGCAGUAACUGUCCUAACAACUUUUAUUUAUAUAAAGAUUUCCAUUCUGUUUUACCAAUUGGGAACACCUUAAUGUUUAAUAUUUAAACUAUUGGUAUCAUUUUUCUAAUGUAUAAUUUGUAUUACCAGUAUAAAAUACACAGUGGCUAUGCUAGUGUUAUAAGUAAAGUUGGAAAUGCCACUUUCAUAUUUUGAGAUGUCAUGGAUUUAAUAAGUAGUUAUUUAUGUUUUAAAAAUUCAGAGUAGUUAACCUCUGAUCUAAAACCAUUGAUAUACAUUUUUUAUAAUAAUUAACUUACAAAUGUUUCAGUACUGUAAAUUGUUUGAAAAGGUUGCUGUAGGUAAACUACAUUUCAACGCUAAGAUCUUGGCCAAAUAAUUUACAAUUCACAGAAUAUUUAAGGAGGUGCUUUUUUUGUUUAAAACUUGAUUUUUCUUAAUUAAGACUUUAUUCAUGCCAAAGUUAAUGAGGAAAAAAGCUCAAAACUAGUUGGGAAUCAUUAUAGAAAAAACUACCAGUAGUCUACAUUGUUUCAUUUAAUAUUAAAUUGAAUAAAGUAAAUUUUAUUACAGUCAGAGCCUAAAUCACAUUUUUUAUGUCUGCAUGUUUGAUACUAUUUUUAAAUAGUAUCAUGCUAGUGCCAACAUUUACUAAAUAUCUUAAAAUUGGCCCGUUGGACCUAUGCAAAUUAAAAUGAUCAAUUCAGUGCAUAAGCAAAAUAUAAUAAUUGAAAUCUCUUCGGUUGAAAAAUAAAUCUUGAUGUUUUAAAUUCUUAAGAGGAUUCAAUAGUUAAUAUUGAUGACUUCCUAUUAAAAACUUGAUCUGCAGUUGGAGAGGCCUAUGGCCUCUACUUUCAAAGUAAAUUGUUGUAUCUGGGCCCUAGAGUAUGGAGAAAGUUAUAUGUGUGAUCUUAAUUAAGAAAAACCUGAUUGAAUCAACUAAUCAUCUCAUCAGUGUAAAUAAUUUUUCAUAUUUUCAAAUAAAAACUUUCCUUCAUUCCUGGUCCCUUUAAAACCAACAUCUUUUGCUAAAAAAGUAAACUGGCUUGUAUUGUUUUGUAAAGUCUUAUACAUAACAAAAAUAUUUUUGUUUAUUCUGCUUUCAUGAAUGAAGAUUAUUGACAUGGUUAAUUCUUGAAUUUUGAUUUUUUUUUUAAUUGGAAGAAAACCUUUGCUAUUUUUAUUUUUUUCCAAAAUGGUCUGGCAUUUUAAGAAUUAAUGCUAGUAACAUCAUGCUAGUAACAUCACUUCUAAAUUUACCAUAAUUGGCAUGUUAAUAAUAGUGUAUCAAUAAAUAUUUUAAGACUGUGGACUCACAGACAAUGAGGGGGAAACGAUAGUAAAAUAUAUGUGGAAAUUCCUGGUUUAUUUAGGAAGCACUUCAGUUGUCUCUUUCAUAGUUGAAAGGUGAAUGUUUCCAGGAAUUUUUAUGCUUGUUUUUUUUUUUGAAAGAGGAAAAUGUACAUUUGAAUGUGAUUAAUUUCUACAACACUGGAAAAACUUAAAAAAUUACUGUUCUGUGUAAGUAACCUAUUUGAAAUUCAAGUACAAAAAACGUCUGAAAUAAAAAGCAUUGUCUUUUGGCCAUGACACAAGUGCACUGUGACAGUGCCAUUUGCUCAGGAUUCAACUCUGCAGCCCUUCUGUGUGUGCCCCCCUGAGUUCUUUUGCCGUUAUUACACACAUGGGCCUUGCUGUCUGAUCCUCAGAAAAGCCGGGCUUCCAAAGCACUGUUGAACACUGAGGAUUCUAUUGUUGAUACGGAUGUCCAAUGUAUUUUAAAUAUCAAAGAUUAUUAAAUAAAGAUAAUGUUUGCUUUUUUA
Messenger RNA from Hipposideros armiger (great roundleaf bat), 5294 nucleotides. It is a transcript of the gene ATXN3, whose product is annotated as ataxin 3. Gene Ontology annotation, molecular function: cysteine-type deubiquitinase activity. Lineage: Eukaryota; Metazoa; Chordata; Mammalia; Chiroptera; Hipposideridae. The coding region runs from base 56 to 1144 and encodes 362 amino acids. The transcript is spliced from 11 exons. Gene Ontology annotation, cellular component: nucleus. The record is from RefSeq and is a predicted model, not a curated record. Gene Ontology annotation, biological process: protein deubiquitination.